Messenger RNA from Odocoileus virginianus texanus, 508 nucleotides. RefSeq names its product integrin binding sialoprotein (gene IBSP). Gene Ontology annotation, cellular component: extracellular region. Gene Ontology annotation, biological process: cell adhesion; ossification; extracellular matrix organization. Lineage: Eukaryota; Metazoa; Chordata; Mammalia; Artiodactyla; Cervidae. The record is from RefSeq and is a predicted model, not a curated record.
GAGUACUCAAUCUGUGUCACUCACUCCUGGGAGCCUGCCUUCUCACUCCAGGACUGCAAAAGAAGCAAUCACCAAAAUGAAGACAGUUUUAAUUUUGCUCAGCAUUUUGGGAAUGGCCUGUGCUCUUUCAAUGAAAAAUUUGCAUCGAAGAGCCAAAUUAGAGGAUUCUGAAGAAAAUGGGGUAUUUAAGUACAGGCCCCGAUACUAUCUUUAUAAGCAUGCCUACUUUUAUCCUGCUCUAAAACGAUUUGCAGUUCAAAGCAGUAGUGACUCAUCUGAAGAAAAUGGAAAUGGUGAUAGCUCAGAAGAGGAGGAGGAAGAAGAGGAGACUUCAAAUGAAGAAGGAAACAAUGGAGGGAAUGAAGAUUCUGACGAAAAUGAAGAUGAAGAAUCAGAGAAUGCCACCCUUUCCACUACCACACUUGGCUAUGGAGAGAUUACACCUGGAACUGGAGACAUAGGUCUAGCUGCCAUCCGGCUUCCCAAGAAGGCUGGGGCUACAGGAAAG